Molecule: messenger RNA, 1732 nt
Organism: Megalopta genalis
Lineage: Eukaryota; Metazoa; Arthropoda; Insecta; Hymenoptera; Halictidae
Product: dynactin subunit 3
Biological process (GO): cytoskeleton-dependent cytokinesis
Cellular component (GO): dynactin complex
Source: RefSeq, a predicted model, not a curated record
GUACCUCAGUGCGACUCCACGGAUGUUGUCCGGCAUUUCUGUGAUUCCAAGGCAAAAGAACAUACAUAUGUAAGUCAUAUUCUGGAAAAAAGUUUCAAUUUACGUCUUAAGUGAAGUCUACGAGACGAUUUGUGCUUGGAAAAGAAGAAGAUGCGUUUCAAAUAACCUGACGUGUCGUGUAGAAAGGUUAAAGAAAACCUCUUAAACAGGUUAGAGAAGAAGGGCCAACAAGGUUUAUUUAAAAGUGUGAAGUUACGGAGUCGGUUCAGCGUAAAUAUCUCUGUGUGCCUGUGCAAGCUCUCUUGGCGCAUCUAUUUUGGGCGACGAUUUUUUUCGUUACAGCAAGACGAGAUUUAGCGAAAAUUUCGUGGCUCGAUGUACCGAAUAUCUACUGGAACAAUUAGUAUACAGUAUUUUAAUUAUAACUAAUUUCGUAGUACGCUGUUUCUAACAAUUUAACACCACGUAUGUGGAAAGACUCAUCGGUAACACAUGACUGAUAACAAACAUGAUUCAUUAAGUCUAUGUGUACGCAAUGUUGUCAUUGUAAACACGGCAAAUGAGGAUUAGAAUUAUCACCGAGCAAGGCGGUAUUUGUCUUGGAUGCUCGUUUAAUUCAAUGCAGAGCGUAUAAAACAAUAUGAUAGUUUGAUAGUGUUAGUUUUCAACUUACCGCCAUACAACAUACUAUUACCCUGAAGUUGGCAACGGUCCAUAGAAACGUAUUGAAUUUUACAAAAUGUCAGAUCGAAAGUAGCGCACUAUAACCUUGUUUCUUCUGUCAAAAUUUGUGUACUGUAUUCCAAAACAAUUGCAUAUUCUUAUCAAGACUAUUAUUUAUACUUUUUGAUCGUUUAUAUCCAAGUUUCAUCGUUCGAGCAUCUGUAUCCUCCCAUAAUGACAACUGUUGAAUUACUAGAAAGUAGAAUAACAGAGUUGGAGAAGCGUGUAUUUGGAUAUAAGGAAGCAAGUGGAAAUAAUAAUACACCUCCGGAGAAUCCUGUGAUUCAUAGCCUUCUAGAUGUGAACACAUUGGUCUCGUCCGCUAUGUCAGGACGUAAAAACGCUAACAUGGUAAUACAGCGGUUACCAGAAUUGAAUCGUUACUUAGAUCCAGUAGCCGACAGUACGGAGUUACCUAUAGAAGCUAAGCUACAGUUACUGCUCACAAUGGCACCAGAGAUUAAACAGAACUGUGAUAUGUUACAUCAGAUGCAAGAGUUAAUGCCCGUACUAGAAACUGAUAGAAUAAGAGAUGUACCAGAAUUAUCCAAUAAACUGAACGACUUAAACUUGUCAUAUUUGAAAAUAUACGAAGAGAGUCAAGAUCUGAACGGUCACAUAAAUGAAGUGUUUUCUAAGUACAACGAAGUAAUAACUAGCAUUUCUAAAUCACUGAUUACUAUAGAUGCAGCAGUGACAGCAGCAGAGAUAGCAGCUAUGCCUAAAAAACAAGUCGAUUAGGAUUAUAUAUAAGGAGUAUAUAAGGAAAUAUAUACAUAUACAUAUACAUAUACGUGUAAGGAAGAUUAAUUUGUAAUUUUAUUAAUAAAAUUAUUUAAUGUAUCAUAUUCGAAAUAAAAAAGGCGUUGAAUUCAUUUAAAAUACAUUUAUUCUUUAUCCUUAAUAUAUAAAAAUACUUACGCAUUCAUCAGUGACUAUGCAUACAUGAACAUAUUUUAUUAUUGUAUCUCUUCGUAACAAUGUAUUUCAUUAAAAUACUUAUAUAUUA